UGACGUCAACAGGUUACUUCUUCCUUGGUUCUCACUGUAGUUGCGGCGUUACUGGGAUGCAAGGGAUAUAGGCCUAUCUAGUAGUUCGUAGUUUACUGGAACGACGAUUCUCUCUUUCAUUAGAAUUUGGAAUGGGGAUUUAAUUUGAAGAUAAUCAGUAUCGCCUUUGUGAAAAAGAAGGAGCUAGGGUAUAUUCAUUACAGCGAGUGCCGUUUCUAGGGUUUAACGGGGUUCAAAAGCAGCUAUUGGAAUAGCCACCCUAGUGAAGAAGAUAGGCAAGAUGGCGGAUCUUGAAGCGGUGCUCGCUGAUGUGAGCUAUUUAAUGGCUAUGGAGAAGAGUAAAUCGACUCCAGCAGCCAGGGCCAGCAAAAAGAUCAUACUUCCAGAUCCAAGUGUACGGAGCGUCAUGCACAAACAUCUGGAGAAAAUGGGUGAGGUCACCUUCGACAAAAUCUUCAAUCAAAAAUUGGGAUUUUUGCUCUUCAAAGAGUUUUGUGAAAAUUGCUGUGAUGAGUCGGUACCUCAGUUGAAAUUUUAUGAAGAGAUAAGGAAAUUUGAAAAAUUAGAAACAGAUGAAGAACGAAUAGAAUUAGGAAAACAUGUUUACGACAAUUACAUCAUGAAAGAAUUGUUAUCACAGAGCCAUACAUACUCCAAAGAAGCUGUAGACCACGUGCAAGAUAUGCUCACACAAGCACAGAAGUCAAGACAGCUACCAGCCAAUGUAUUUGAGCCAUAUAUUGAAGAAAUUUGCAAUUCCUUAAGAGGACAUAUAUUUCAAAAUUUUUUAGAAAGCGAAAAAUAUACAAGGUUUUUACAGUGGAAAAAUUUAGAGCUUAAUAUUAAUUUAACAAUGAAUGACUUCAGUGUACAUAGGAUUAUAGGCAGGGGUGGCUUUGGAGAGGUGUAUGGUUGUAGAAAGGCAGACACAGGAAAAAUGUAUGCAAUGAAGUGUUUAGACAAAAAGAGAAUAAAGAUGAAAGGAGGAGAAACAUUAGCCCUAAAUGAAAGAAUAAUGUUGUCAUUGGUCAGCACAGGGGAGGGAAGCCCAUUCAUAGUAUGUAUGACAUAUGCAUUUCAAACUCCUGAGAAGCUCUGCUUCAUUUUGGACUUAAUGAAUGGUGGGGACCUUCACUACCAUCUCUCACAGCAUGGUGUCUUCUCAGAAAAAGAAGUCCGGUUUUAUGCUGCAGAGGUCAUCCUUGGUUUGGAACAUAUGCACAAUCGUUAUGUUGUCUAUAGGGACCUUAAGCCAGCCAAUAUCCUAUUGGAUGAACAUGGUCAUGUGAGGAUAUCCGACUUGGGCCUGGCUUGUGAUUUUUCAAAGAAGAAGCCCCAUGCCAGUGUGGGCACACAUGGGUAUAUGGCACCUGAGGUGCUAUCCAAAGGCACGGCCUAUGACUCCAGUGCAGAUUGGUUCUCUUUUGGUUGUAUGCUAUACAAACUUUUAAAAGGCCAUAGUCCAUUUAGACAGCACAAGACCAAAGACAAACAUGAAAUUGAUAGGAUGACAAUGACUAUGAAUGUAGAGUUACCAGACUCAAUGACCCCAGAAAUGAAGGGUGUAUUGGAGGGUUUACUGUAUAGAAAUGUGGAGGAGAGGCUAGGGUGUAGGGGGAGAGGGGCCCCCGAGGUGAAGGAACAUAGCUAUUUUAAGGGGAUUGACUGGACUCAGGUGUAUCUCCAAAAGAUUCCACCUCCACUUAUACCUCCUCGGGGAGAGGUCAAUGCUGCAGAUGCAUUUGAUAUUGGCUCAUUUGAUGAGGAGGACACAAAAGGCAUCAAGCUUACUGAGGCAGACCAAGAACUCUACAAGAACUUCCCGUUAGUUGUGUCUGAACGGUGGCAGCAAGAAGUGGCGGAGACAGUGUUUGAUGCCAUCAAUGGUGACACGGACAGAAUAGAGCUGAAAAGAAAACAGAAACCUCGAAAUGAUGAAUUUGAUACUGGUCCAACGGACUGUAUUGUGGAGGGCGAGAUAUUGAAACUAGGAGGGCCGUUCUUACAGACCUGGCAGAAGAAACACCUAAAGCUGUAUCCAAACAGACUGGAGUUCUACCAUAAAAACCGAGAUGGACAGAUUGUCAAAGGAAAAGCAGUAGAGCUAAUUUCAAUGACGGAAAUCAGGGAAGUGACCCAGGAGUUUCAGAAAAUCAAUAAAACAGAAAACUGCAUAGUGAUUUACCUGAAAAAUGAGCAGAAAAUAGCAAUUACGUCACCAGAUAGGGUUUUAAUUACGCAGUGGAAAGAUGAAAUUAUUAAUGGCUUCCGAAUGUCUGAACAGAUAAUGGCAAACAUGAACAAGAAAGUCAGCAAACUGUAUGGCACAGACUACUCCCUCUCACAUAGCACAGAUAACUUCAAGCCUCCGCUGGAACACAGAAAUAGCAACGGAAGCUAGAGGAAGAUGGAUUUUAGGAGGGAUUAAUCUUUUUUGUUGUGAAUUAUGGGGAUUAUGCAGGAAGAUUCGACCAGAAUCAAUCUGGAAUGAAUAAGCAGAGAUGUAGCCUCGUUUAACAGGCAGAUAGCACUGUGACAUCAACAGGGUUUUAUUUUACCAUGCUAACCAACAACCAUGGUACAAGGUUUGUGGUCAACACAACAUGGGGGAAUACAAUAACCUUUAUCCAGUGGAACCUGGACCUGUAAGCUGAUCUCCUGGCUUUCUGCUAGCUGAAAUUAAAGAUCUGAUUAUUUCCCUCAGGUCAGCACAGUCUUGAGAUGAUAAUAAUGCAUGGCCCAAGUCUGGCUGAGUUCAUUAGUAUCUGUCUCCCUUUUAGAUAUGCUGACCAUGUUGUACCCACAGAGAGGGUCAGACAUUGUGAGGAGGAGGAAGAGGAGGAGGGCCUGCGGCACUGGAUUGAAGGCAAAGAUAAAUCACUGUUUGGAAUUUCAAUCAGUAUGUUCAAAGUGGAAGGAAAGGCACCUAGAAAAGCCUAGAAAAGAAGUCAAUAAAACCAAUACUGGUCUAUAAAGGACUUUUCAAUCUGAGAUUUAUUGGGCUACAUUGGGUGCCUUGUGUGUUCAACCAGGCGGUGUUUGGAAUGACUUUGCUAACUUGUAAAAUUGUGAACGUGGAGUCGUAAUUACUGUAGCCAAGGCUGUACAGACCGCUUUUGUUGACCUACCUCUUUUAUUUCUUCACUUGCUUCAUGUGAAGUCAUGUUUAAGUGAUGAUGAUGAUAUCUACUGCAGCAUCAUUUACACUGUAGCUGUAGCUACAUGUUAGCUGCAAGUAUAGCAGCUUAAUUCAGUAUCAGUGGUUGCUCAUGUAUAGAAACUGGAACAUUUAGAUAAAUAGUGUUUAUUAAGAGCUGUGCUUUUAUUGGUUAGCAAAUACUUUUGUGACUAAGUGUUUUAUUCCUUAAUGGUGAUCAUUAUGGCAUGAUUAAUAUAAUAUGAUUGGUAAAGGCAGUGGCAAUCUAUUUAAUGUGGUGUCUUGGAUUAUUGCAAGCACUAAGUUCAUGUAGGAAUAUUUAUCAGAGAAAUUAUACCUUAUACUCGGUGCCAUUGGAGAGAGGGUGCUGGCUGCAGCCAUUAUACUAUGGCGAUACAUAUAAAACAGGGCAAGUUAAAGGAACAUAAAAUGUUUACACAGCAUCUUGCCAUGGUUAUAAUAUGUAAUAAUAUAUUAAGGAUAGGCAGACCCCAGAAAGCCCUGGCUACUAGCUUUAACAGUGACUUUAGUGUCCCAAUAUCCAUUACUCCAUGUGUCUGUAUAUGUAUAUUUAUGACUCUUAAUCAAGGUUGAUGCAAUGAAAUUAUGUUUCUAUUUCUGUUGGAAGCAUAGUGCAAUUGUGAAGAGAAAUGUGCUGUUCUGAUCAUGUGCUUAAUUGUUUAUCCCAUCGAACUGUGUUCAGAUGGUAUAAGUGAAAAUAACUGCUUUGCGUCUGUUAAAGAAAAACUUGAUAAAUUCUCAAGUUUUCAUUAAGAAUUUACAGUUUUCAGCUAUUGAUUACAGAUAUAUAUUUUUUCUUUUUUGUAGAAAAAAAAUUGACAUACUUUAUUCAACCAUGUUUUUUUCGCCUUUUGAACAUGCUACCUCUUGCUUACUAAUUUGUUCACAUAGCUGGCCAAAUGAAAUGUUGUCUAACAACUGUAUACAUACAAGAGUUCUGAAUUUUUUUUGGUUAGAAUUUAAAGGUCACUUGGUGCAACUGAUGAUUGAUUGAGUGAUAAGUUCAGUUUGAUAGGAUUAUAAAACCCAUUGGGUUUUCACUUUAAUUUUGAUGGCGUUGAGCGCCAACUUGUUUUGCACAAAGGCAUUGAAAUCAAUUUGUUUGUAUCUGAAUUUUAAGCACAAGUAUGAUACAAAGAUAAUGUUAUGCAUAUAUUUGAAAGGUGUUUUCACAUAGAGACGUAUUCCCUCAAUGUCCCGUGCUGUGCUUUUAGAUGAAUUUUCACUUUGCCGGCUAGUUUUUAACUGUAAUGACUAUAAAUAAAUGAAUGAAUAAAUAAUUAAAUAAAUAAAUAGAUAUUUCAUGUUUGUAACCAUGGUAUUUAAUAACCAGUCUUGUACAGAUAUGGAACCAUAUUUUAUUAUGUUAUUUAUUAGCGUCAAUUUUUCCUUCAUUGUUAAAUUUUUUUCUGUGUCAUACCAUGAUUGUAAUUAUAUUGUCAUUUUUUUCUCAUUGACAUUUAAGUUUGUAUGUUUCAGAGCCAGGUUCGUUCUGGAUGCUGACUGCUGUAAAAUUGUGUUGUUCAGAUAGUGCAAGUUCUAUAGAUGUUUUAUCACAUACAUUAUGUGUUUUGCUAAAAGAUACUAAUCCUAUUUCUGCAGCUGUGGGUAUAUGUCAAAGAAACCAUUUUUGAAAUAUUGAUUUGAUUUGUUGUCUUUCUGUACCAUUAAAUUGGUUCUUUUUUCAGACAAUAAAAAAUAAAACCUUCA
Messenger RNA from Lingula anatina, 4888 nucleotides. Its product is annotated as G protein-coupled receptor kinase 3. The record is from RefSeq and is a predicted model, not a curated record. Gene Ontology annotation, molecular function: G protein-coupled receptor binding; G protein-coupled receptor kinase activity; ATP binding. Gene Ontology annotation, biological process: G protein-coupled receptor signaling pathway; protein phosphorylation; regulation of signal transduction. NCBI's taxonomy places the organism in Eukaryota, Metazoa, Brachiopoda, Lingulata, Lingulida, Lingulidae.